Messenger RNA from Cherax quadricarinatus, 471 nucleotides. NCBI's taxonomy places the organism in Eukaryota, Metazoa, Arthropoda, Malacostraca, Decapoda, Parastacidae. The record is from RefSeq and is a predicted model, not a curated record.
CAUACAUUUCUUUGCAGUCUCAUCCGUGAAGAAACGUGCAGGAUGUAUGUCAAGUGUAUGGUGAUUGAUGGGUUUAAAAGUUACGGGCAGCGGACGGAAAUAAAUGGCUUUGAUCCGCUGUUCAACGCCAUCACAGGACUCAAUGGAUCUGGAAAAUCAAAUAUUUUAGAUGCAAUAUGCUUCUUGUUGGGCAUCACAAAUCUCAGCCAGGUUCGUGCUACAAACUUACAAGAACUCGUUUAUAAAAAUGGACAAGCAGGUGUAACCAAGGCCACAGUCACCGUUACCUUUGACAACACGGAUAAGAAGCAGAGUCCCAUAGGUUACGACCACUACGAUGAAGUCACCAUCACCCGUCAGAUCCUGGCAAUGAUUGAAGAAGCUGCAGGCACUCGCAUGUAUGAGUCAAAGAAACAGCAAGCUCAGAAGACUAUAGAGAAGAAAGAUGCUAAAACUGAAGGAGAUAAAUGA